Galendromus occidentalis (western predatory mite) is the source of this 3951-nucleotide messenger RNA. Its product is annotated as tau-tubulin kinase 1-like. Gene Ontology annotation, biological process: protein phosphorylation. Lineage: Eukaryota; Metazoa; Arthropoda; Arachnida; Mesostigmata; Phytoseiidae. The transcript has 15 exons. The coding region runs from base 160 to 3951 and encodes 1263 amino acids. The record is from RefSeq and is a predicted model, not a curated record. Gene Ontology annotation, molecular function: protein kinase activity; ATP binding.
CUUCUCCAACAAGGUCAUGUGGUUAAGGAACGAUGGAAAGUCGUUAAGAAAAUUGGUGGAGGUGGGUUCGGAGAAAUAUACGAGGGUCUCGAUCUGGUAUCCAAGGAACUCGUCGCUCUCAAACUGGAGUCUGCCAAGCAGGCCAAGCAGGUGCUCAAAAUGGAGGUAGCUGUUCUCAAAAAGUUGCAAGGACGCGAACACGUGUGUCGUUUCAUAGGCUGCGGACGAAAUGAUCGUUUCAAUUAUGUCGUCAUGCAGCUACAAGGGAAGAACCUCGCCGAACUCCGGCGAUCCCAACCCAGAGGAGCUUUUAGUCUUUCGACUACACUGCGCCUCGGUCUACAGAUACUGCAGGCCAUUGAAAGCAUACACAGCGUCGGAUUCUUGCACAGAGACAUCAAGCCAUCCAAUUUCGCCAUGGGGAGAACGGCGCACAACUGUAGGAAGGUGUACAUGCUCGACUUCGGGCUCGCGCGGCAAUACAUCACUGCGUCGGGUGAGGUGCGACCACCACGAACGGCGGCGGGGUUCCGAGGAACCGUGCGAUACGCGUCCAUCAACGCACACAAAAACAAGGAAAUGGGCCGUCAUGAUGAUCUUUGGUCCCUUUUCUACAUGCUGGUCGAGUUUGUCAACGGACAGCUACCCUGGAGAAAAAUCAAAGAUAAGGAGCAGGUUGGCAUCAUGAAAGAAAAAUACGAUCAUCGGCUCCUUCUCAAACACUUGCCGUCGGAUUUCCGUCAGUUCCUUGAUCAGAUCAGCUCACUCGACUACUACGACAAACCGGAUUACUCGAGCUUGGCGACUCUCUUCGAGCAUUGUAUGAAGCGUAGAGGAGUCAAGGAAUCGGAUCCGUACGACUGGGAGAAGACGUAUGCAGACUCGAGUAACAACUCGACGUCUACCCUCGCACCGAGCAAACCAACAGAGAGCAUUCCAGCUGCAGCAGCAAUCUCGACGACCCCGCUCACAACUCAGGGCCAGACAGCUCAAACAGACAAUUUACUGGGAGCGGGUGGAGUGUCUGAAGAGAACGUCAUUGGCUCUUACGAUGAUCAGGCCAUACCGGAUAUGAGAAGAACACCAAAACUUAUUGCUCCUCAACACGCGGUUCCUCCCACGAGCAUAGACAUAACGCCGGGGGAAGCACUCCAAGCAGCUCAUCCUGGUCGUUUGUAUCCCGACAACGUUCGUCCUAUGGUCCACGAACAGAACAACAAUUUACACUUGAACGCGGGCGAAGAGACACCGACCGUCGACGAGCGGACCAAGUCGCGGCUCACCAUGGAACAGAAGACCGAACCUUCUGGUCAAGGUGGUCACCAGGUCGGAGUUGUGAUGAGCGCCAGUACUGGCCGAAUGACCCACUCGGCGCUGGGCGGAGAACGGGGUUCCAGCCCCGCAGAGCGUGAAACCCGGAUUUCCGGACACCACACCCUUCCAUCGCAUCGUCAUCCACAAAGGAGCCAAAGUACUCUCGAGGAGAGCAACAAGGUCAAAAGCCGCCAAGACCUCGAACACGCUCAGCAGAGAACUGCGGGGAGCUCGUAUCGACGUCUUCAUCAUGUCAGACGGUCUGGAACGUCGGGACGGGACACGUCCUACACCCAAUUCGCCGUGGCAGACGACAUUUCGGCUAUGCAAAACGUAACGCGGGGCGGAAUCGCCGCCAUGACCCUCGCGUCACGGUGGCAGGGUUCAUUCGAUGACUCCGAGGAAACCGAUCACGAGAUGGACGAGAAUAACGCAAUUUCGCCCGAGCAGGCUGCAAAAUCAGAACAACGAAACAAACAGAUCAGUGAGAGGCUAGAAGAAGGCCGCAUGGUUAUUGGCGAUGAAGCGGAGGUCCCGGUUCAAGCUAAACUACAGGCGCACAUGCAGCGCACGAUGAGUCAGCCCGCAUGCAGUCGGUCAGGGAGCGAACGUGCUCUGGCACGAGUUUGGAGCUGUCCUUCGAUAUCGUUGAGAAGCUGUCGCGAAGAGGACCCGGCUGCUGCAGGACAUCCUGUUAAACAGCAGUCCCUAGAUUCCGCGCUCAAAGACGAACAGGAACAGCAGAAACAAAUUUUCGAUACUCAGGAGCCCGAAAGAAGGUCUUCGUUACCUUCAAUACAUCUUCGGGCGACACCCCCUGGUCACGACGAGCGGGAAGAAGGCGAACAGCAGAGCUCGAAUUCCGCAUCGAACGAUAAGAGUGCCUCGAAGCAGCCAAAGGGUAUCUUGAAAAACAAGCCCGUCAUCCAGGUAUUGGAACGCGCCAAAGAGCCGGAAGGCUCAAUAUAUUUUGACGCACUCUCACAUCUUCGCGGCGAGAGCUCUAGCCCAACGGCCGGUCGGUCCGAAGAGCACAGUGGUCACAAUCUUCUCUCCACGACAAGAGCUCCGAAGGCCACUCAAGCUGCAGCACAAAUUAUUAGGGUCUCGGAUCUCGCAGGUGUUUUGCGUCGCAACUGUGAAAGCAGCGGCCUACAAGUAAGUCCACCUCUCGCGGCGAAACCAUCACGCAUCCCGGUUAAAUUAGACUCACCCGUUCAGAUUAGACAUAGACAACAGAUUGUCUCUACAAACCAGAUGGUAACCACUCCUAACCAUCAUCGGAGGAGGCCGCAAUCCAUGGUCGAGAGGGACUGUAUCUUCCAGGACGAGGGACGGGGGACGAGAAGCGGCUCUGUCGGCCGCUUACCGAACUGUCAAGACAACAGAACGUGGUCAGGAGGGAUUCUCCAAGUGCCUGUGUGUGUUGCCGUAUUCCCAAGUGUUGGCGGUGUUCCAGAAGACCCAGGUCAAGCACCGGCUCCUCUGCCCACAAGCGGCGGCGUUACCGUCCCUUGUCGCCCAGUGACCUUGACAAAUGACCUUGGCUCUGAUGGUCCCGGUUCUAAUGAUGAAGCAGAGGAAGAAGACGCAUCGGCUGAAAUUAGCUUCACUAGCAAGAAGAUCAAGGUCGUGGACGCUAAUGCCAUGUUGCCAAGGUUGAACCAGCUCGAACGAGUUGUGAGCCAUAGCAACAUAAAAGAAGUCAAGCUCAAUGGAUACAUCGUCGAAGGUGGCAGUGAAGGUGACGAGGAAUCUGAGGAGACCGAUGACGACGAUGACGACGACGACGACGUCAACGUCAACUAUGAAGAAGCUCCGGGCAUCGAGCACGACGUCGGAGACAGAGCCGGGAGCUACAACGAUGGUCCAUUGGGGGAGACGAUCUCUCGGAUGGGCUCGUUGUCAGCUCCGGCACGGCAGGUGUCUUUCGAUGUGUCGACCGUUCGCGUGAGCGACGCGAACCCUGGGGCUCACUUCGGAGUUUACUCGUUCACUUUCAUCGCGAAAAAGCAAGACGACCUGGAGCCAAUUAUUGACGAUGAUGAACACGGAGCCGAAGACGACGAGGAUGACAGCGGAGAUGAACCAGAGGAUCCGAGACCCUUCGUCUCUCCCACCAUGCGACGGAAAACUCACGCACCCUUUGCCGACCCUGUCACCGAUAAAUGCGAAGAAGGUGAAGAUCUCAAAGAGCCUCGUGCCAUCUCUUCGUCCAUUUCACCGCAGCCCUCGAAAGACUCUGCCGUCGUUCUCGAUCCCGGUCACUCAUCUGCCGUAGCGUCGUCAUCAUCGGUUGCGAACUCGCUGAAAGCCCCGUCUCUUUUACAUGUGAGCAAAUUGGAAGAGGAGCGCAUACGUCAGUCACUCGAAAAGAAACGCAAGACAUCUACUACUUCCACUGAAAAAACAGCACAAGAAACUAAUUCCAAUGUCGUCAUCCGAUAUGUCGUAGUCAAGUGUGACGAUGACGAUGAUGACGACGAUGAUGAUGGCGAAUACACCUACGAAGAAGUGGACGAUGACGAGGUCGAUGAGGUCGCUGCGCCGCCUAAACCGCGGACGUCGAACGGUUGCGGCAGCUUCGAUGAGCUCCGGAUGAACCAAAUGAACUCAAUCAGAAGCCGGAACGAUUGA